AUGUUCAGGAUUUGUCGGCUGGUCGGAGGGGACAGCCCCUGCUCAGGAAGUGUGGAGGUCUACGACAGGGACCAGUGGAAAGCUGUCUGUCACUCCCACUUUGGUGCCAAAGCUGCCGAGGUGGUGUGCAGGGAGCUGCAGUGUGGCACAGCCCUGUCUGUCCAUGGGGCAGCUCAGCUGGGAGAAGGGGCCGGUCCUGUCUGGGACAGAGAGCUGCAGUGUGUGGGGAAUGAAUCCCAUCCUCUUCUGCCCCGGGGCCCCAAGGACAAGGCCUGCACCCACAGCAAUGGCACUCAUGUCACCUGCACACGGUUCAGGCUGGUGAACGGCAGCACAGCGUGUGAGGGCAGGGUGGAGGUGGAGGUGCUGGGGACGUGGGGGACCCUCUGUGCCUCCCGCUGGGACCUCUCGGACGCCCACGUUCUGUGUCGGCACCUCGGCUGUGGCUUUGCUGAGUCCAUUCCUGGAGGAGGGCAUUUUGGGAGAGGAACCGGCCCCGUCUGGAGAGACUCGUUCCACUGUGACGGGACUGAAGCCCACCUGGGGCAGUGCCCGGUGACUGCCCUGGGGGCCUCGCCGUGCUCCCAGGAGAACGCUGCUGCUGUCAUUUGCUCAGGUGAGCCUUCACCCAUGCCCCUGCGGUUGGUGGGAGGGAGCCGGUGCGACGGGCGCGUGGAGGUCUUCCAGCACGGGACGUGGGGCAGAGUCCUGGAUGAGCAGUGGGACAUGCAGGAGGCCAGCGUGGUGUGCCGGCAGCUGCAGUGCGGAGAGGCAGAGGCAGCCUACACCCCCGUGAGGGCCGAGCGAGGACGAGGACCUGUGGGGCUGCGUGGGGUGCGGUGUGCAGGGCACGAGGCUGACCUGAGCCUCUGCAACACCUCCCUGCCUGAGAGCACACCGGCAGCAGGGAUCAUGGAGGACGUGGGGGUCGUGUGCCGGGUGAGUGGGAGCCGGCGGGUCCGGCUGGUGGACGGGGCCGGGCGCUGUGCCGGGAGAGUGGAGAUCUACUACCAGGGGCGCUGGGGCACCGUCUGCGACGACGCCUGGGACCUGGCCGACGCCGCCGUCGUUUGCCGCCAGCUGGGCUGCGGAGGGGCCCUGGAGGCAGCCGGCUCUGCUCGGUUUGGGGAGGGCUCCGGGCAGAUCUGGCUGGAUGGCGUCAACUGCUCCGGGGCUGAAGCUGCUCUCUGGGACUGCCCUGCCGAGGCCUGGGGGCAGCACGACUGCAGGCACAAGGAGGACGCGGGAGUCAUCUGCUCAGAGUUCAUGGCCCUGAGGCUGGAGAACAGCGACGGCUGCUCCGGGCGCCUGCAGGUUUUCUACAACGGGACGUGGGGCAGCGUUUGCUCCAACUCCAUGACCACCGAGACGGUGUCACUGGUGUGCAAGGAGCUGGGCUGCGGGAAUGAAGGGGUGGAAACAGAUUCUAACUAUGCCAAGCUGUCUGGCACGUGGCUGGAUCACGUGGAGUGUGGGAAGAGCAACAGCUCCUUCUGGCAGUGUCCCUCUGCUUCCUGGGAUCCGCAGUCGUGUACGACCCGAGAAGAGACCAAUAUCACCUGCAAUGGUAAAUCUGAGCCAUCAAGGCACCAGGUCCUGUUCCCCACUGGGCAUGGUGAAAUGCAGAGAAGGAACCCAGAGGGGCUUUGA
This is a messenger RNA of Anas platyrhynchos (mallard), 1650 nucleotides long. The record is from RefSeq and is a predicted model, not a curated record. NCBI's taxonomy places the organism in Eukaryota, Metazoa, Chordata, Aves, Anseriformes, Anatidae.